GGACAUUUUUUCCCCAUGGAGGAGCUGGGGAUAGUGACACAGAGAUUCCUUGCUUCACUGAAAAUUCUGGCCUGUGCGCUGGGGUUUGGGAAAGCAGAGAUGGGCUGCUUUUCUCAUCACUUCCUCUCUGCCAUUAACAGGAAUCCCAAAGAGACCUCAUUAGACUGCCAUGCUUUGGGCACAGGGUAUGGGGAGAGGGCUGUGGAGAAAGCCUCCCUCUGCCGUCACUACCUCCUGAGAUGCCCCCGAGGACUCGGUGGUGGCAACCCUGAGGACAUGGAUAGACUAUAUUUUGGUGGUGGUCCCAAGGGGGACGAGGACAGAUUCCAAUAUGACUAUUCCACUGUCCGAAAUGGAGGCCUGAUUUUUGCUGGCUUGGCAUUCAUUGUGGGACUGAUGAUCAUCCUGGGCAAAAGACUUCGCUGUGGGGGCAAGAAGAAACGUCGGCAAAUCAAUGAAGAUGAACUUUAAGUACAGAGCCAAUCACAUCCUUCCACAAGACCUCUGAUAUGUUUCCCCUGACAAGGAUGAGUUGUGGCCGAUUUGGAGGUUUCUUCAGUGCCUGCUGUCAUUUAUGCCUUUUCUACUGGAACUCUCCCCAAGGCCAAGGCUUUUGGCUUUGUGAUCUGUAUCACUGGUCCCCCUGCCUCCCUAGGCCUCUGCACUAAUAAUAAAGCUGGCUUGUGAGAGGGCA
Messenger RNA from Monodelphis domestica (gray short-tailed opossum), 694 nucleotides. The record is from RefSeq and is a predicted model, not a curated record. Lineage: Eukaryota; Metazoa; Chordata; Mammalia; Didelphimorphia; Didelphidae.